AUGUUAGAAUUAGCGGUUGACAUGGUAGAAAAUAGCAGGAUGUCAAGUCGGGAGGCAGAAAAGAGGUUCGGAAUCCCUCGACGGACGAUAUUGAACAAAGUUAAAAAAAAUCAUUUGAAACCAGCUGGAGGGCAAAAGAAACUCACUGACGAAGAGAAAGAAAACCUGGCAAAUGUGUUGUUAGCUUCAGCAGAUUACGGCAGUCCCAUGUCGAAAAUGGAUAUAAAAAUAUUGGUCUAUAAAUACGUAGAAAAAAAUUCAAGGACUGAUUUGUUCGAUGGCAAAUUACCCAGUGAUACUUGGGUGGAAGGAUUUUUAAGCAGACAUCGUUCGAUAUUGACCAUUAGAACAACCCAAAAUAUAAAAAAGUACGGGCCGAGAUAG
This is a messenger RNA of Parnassius apollo (apollo), 384 nucleotides long. Lineage: Eukaryota; Metazoa; Arthropoda; Insecta; Lepidoptera; Papilionidae. The record is from the annotation of a GenBank genome assembly.